This is a messenger RNA of Lemur catta (Ring-tailed lemur), 2365 nucleotides long. RefSeq names its product malic enzyme 1 (gene ME1). Gene Ontology annotation, biological process: malate metabolic process; pyruvate metabolic process. The record is from RefSeq and is a predicted model, not a curated record. NCBI's taxonomy places the organism in Eukaryota, Metazoa, Chordata, Mammalia, Primates, Lemuridae. The coding region runs from base 486 to 1979 and encodes 497 amino acids. Gene Ontology annotation, molecular function: NAD binding; malate dehydrogenase (decarboxylating) (NADP+) activity; malate dehydrogenase (decarboxylating) (NAD+) activity. The transcript is spliced from 15 exons. Gene Ontology annotation, cellular component: mitochondrion.
GACGUGCCGCGGGGACACGAGAGCGCCGCUGCAGCCCGUGGACAGCUUCACGGCCGCGCUGAAGGGGAAGCUGGCUAGGAACCUUCUGUCCGAGAUGCUGAACCUGCUGUCGGUGCCGUACACCUGCCUCCUUCUCCUGACGGCUGCGCUGCUCGCGGUGGCGUUUGGAGGCGGCCCGAGGACCAAAUCUUGUACCUUCACCCUGGUUAAGGUUCGCGUGCCGUUCUCAGACACGGUCUCAUAGGAAAGAUGAAGCAAGUUGCCAUGUUUGAUCUACUUCAUGGAGAGAGGCUCCCGUGACAAAGCCAACUAGAAACUGAAUCCUGCCAACAUCCACGGACUUGGCUUUUACCCUGGAAGAGAGACAGCAGUUGAACAUUCAUGGAUUGUUGCCCCCUUGCUUCAACAGUCAGGAGAUCCAGGUCCUGAGAGUAGUUAAAAAUUUUGAGCGUCUGGACUCUGAUUUUGACAGGUAUCUUCUCUUAAUGGAUCUUCAAGAUAGAAAUGAAAAGCUCUUUUAUAGAGUGCUAAUGUCUGACGUUGAGAAGUUCAUGCCUAUUGUUUAUACUCCCACUGUGGGUCUGGCUUGCCAACAAUAUAGUUUAGUGUUUCGGAAGCCAAGAGGUCUCUUUAUUAGUAUACAUGAUCGAGGGCAUAUUGCUUCAAUUCUUAAUGCAUGGCCAGAAGAUGUCAUCAAGGCCAUCGUGGUGACGGAUGGAGAGCGUAUUCUUGGCCUUGGAGACCUUGGCUGUAAUGGAAUGGGCAUCCCUGUGGGUAAACUGGCUCUAUAUACAGCUUGUGGAGGGAUGAAUCCUCAAGAAUGUCUGCCUGUCAUUUUGGAUGUGGGAACAGAAAAUGAGGAGUUACUUAAAGAUCCAUUGUACAUUGGACUACGGCAGAGAAGAGUAAGAGGUUCUGAAUAUGAUGAUUUUUUGGAUGAAUUCAUGGAGGCAGUUUCUUCCAAGUAUGGCAUGAAUUGCCUUAUUCAGUUUGAAGAUUUUGCCAAUAUAAAUGCAUUUCGUCUUCUGAACAAGUAUCGAAACAAGUAUUGCACAUUCAAUGAUGAUAUUCAAGGAACAGCAUCUGUUGCAGUUGCAGGUCUCCUUGCAGCUCUUCGGAUAACCAAGAACGAACUGUCUGAUCAGACAAUACUAUUCCAAGGAGCUGGAGAGGCUGCCUUAGGGAUUGCACACCUGAUCGUUAUGGCCAUGGAAAAAGAAGGUUUACCAAAAGAGAAAGCCAUCAAAAAGAUAUGGUUGGUUGACUCAAAAGGAUUAAUAGUUAAGGGACGUGCUUCCCUAACACAAGAGAAAGAGGUAUUUGCUCAUGAACAUGAAGAAAUGAAGAACCUAGAAGCCAUUGUUCAAGAAAUAAAACCAACUGCCCUCAUAGGUGUUGCUGCAAUUGGUGGUGCAUUCUCAGAACAAAUUCUCAAAGAUAUGGCUGCCUUCAAUGAACGGCCUAUUAUUUUUGCUUUGAGUAAUCCGACUAGCAAAGCAGAAUGUUCUGCAGAGCAGUGCUAUAAAAUAACUAAGGGACGUGGAAUUUUUGCCAGUGGCAGUCCUUUUGAUCCAGUCACUCUUCCAGAUGGACGGACCCUAUACCCUGGCCAAGGCAAUAAUUCCUAUGUGUUCCCUGGAGUUGCUCUCGGUGUUGUGGCAUGUGGAUUGAGGCACAUCACAGAUAAGAUUUUUCUCACCACUGCUGAGGUUAUAGCUCAGCAAGUGUCAGAUAAACACUUGGAAGAGGGUCGGCUUUAUCCUCCUUUGAACACCAUUAGAGAUGUUUCUCUGAAAAUUGCAGAAAAGAUUGUCAAAGAUGCAUACCAAGAAAACACAGCCACGGUUUAUCCUGAACCGCAAAACAAAGAAGCGUUUGUCCGCUCUCAGAUGUACAGUGCUGAUUAUGACCAGAUCCUACCUGAUUGUUAUUCUUGGCCCAAAGAGGCCCAGAAAGUACAGACCGAAGUUGACCAGUAGGAUAAUAGCCAACAUUUCUGACUGUAUCAAUGAGAUCUUGAAAUCUUUCAUAAUUUUUAAAGGUUGGAAUCUUUUAUAAUGGUUCAUAAUAUGCUUAGAUUAAGAUAAUUUCACUUUAACAAUCUAAAAAUUUAUGGGAGAAUAUUGAUACAAAUUAGGAUAAAUAUCACACUAGACAAUUUUGCUUCAUUUGCCUUCUGGUUAUUUAUGGUUUCUAUUUUAAGUAUUCUGCCCAAGUUCUCUUUAAAAGCUGUUGUACCUACUACUGAGAAACUCAUCAUUUUUAUAGAGGAAACUAAUGGGAAGACCAAAAUUAGUAAUAAAUUGAUAUUAUCACAUUAAAACCCAUAAUUCUUUUGUCGACCAUUUUGUCAAAAUCUACUUUU